Molecule: messenger RNA, 1632 nt
Organism: Tigriopus californicus
Lineage: Eukaryota; Metazoa; Arthropoda; Copepoda; Harpacticoida; Harpacticidae
Exons: 2
Coding region: 75-1316 (413 amino acids)
Biological process (GO): proteolysis
Cellular component (GO): extracellular region
Molecular function (GO): protein binding
Source: RefSeq, a predicted model, not a curated record
GACCGUCAGUUAUAGUACAACAACCAACCAAGUUACAAACUAUCAGUUCAUUUGGAGAUUCGCCUCUAUUGAAUAUGCUCAGGAUAGUUCCCAUUUUUGCCUUUUUUGGAGCGGUGUUCCACAAAGCAAGCCAUGGUAUAUGGAUUACCAAUUCAAUAAGUGGACCAGGUUGUGGAACAAGUAUGGAAAUAGCCAUUCAUGGCAUAAACUCAGACCCAACGAGGGCCACAGCUCCCUGUUCCUUCAUGAAAUUCCACAUGAGUGGGAUUGAAGGUGAAAGACGAGCCCAUUUUGUUCAAUCGCAAAAGACUGAAACAGUUCCGAUGUCUGUAACUACCUCUACUACAAUCACCAGCACAACAGAUGCAACAACUACAACUACAGCCUCAACAACAACUAAAAUGACGACUUCAACAGCACUACCAACAACUCCGACUACCACUACAAUAAUAACAACAACGACCACCAUCACCACCACCACAACAACAACGACGACAACCACUACCACCACCACCACCACCACAACAACAACAACGACGACGACGACGACAACCACAACUACCACCACCAACACAACAACAACUACAACUACCACAACUACCACAACUACCACCACCACCACAACAACAACUUCAACAACAACGACAACAACUACCACCACCACAACAACAACAACUUCAACAACAACGACAACAACUACCACCACCACCACAACAACAACAACAACAACCGAAGAAACCCUGGAUGGUGGAUGGUCCUUAUGGUCUGAUUGGAGUGACUGCUUCACCAAUGGUACCAGAGUCAAGUAUCGGAGCUGUACCAAUCCAACUCCAAUUGGAGCGGGUCUGAAUUGUGUUGGGAAUGAAAACGAAAGUGAGGGAUGUGAAGUUCACUUCUCUGCUUAUUAUGUCCAAGAUCAGAAACACACUGGAUCACCCUUGAGCUCUCAGACCACUGCUGAUGCACGUAAAUGCCACAGAACAUGUCAAAUCAGUGAAUCCGGAUGCAUUGCUUGGACGUGGAAGCAAUCCGGGACUUGCCACCAUUUCUCAAGCCAUUUCGGAUUGGUCACUGAAGAUGGGUCAAUAAGUGCUCCCGUGAUUUUAAAUUGCCUCCAAGCAGAUACAGAAUUCAUGUCAGGCACAUUUAGCCAAUUUACCGAAGAUAUGGCUGAGGAAUGCCAAGGACGAUGCCAAUUGAAUGCCAAUUGCAAUUUUUUUUCUCAUGAUAUUCGAGGACGGCAGUGCUAUUUGAAGUCAGAGAAAAUAUUGGCAAACGAUGUAGCUUUCUUUGUAUCAGGUCCAAAACACUGUUGAAUCACUUUAAAGUAAAUUCAAGUACUAUUUUGGCCGUCAAACUAUAACAUGAUUGUGAAGGGACAAACUAAAGAUAAAAACUCGCUCUAGCUUUGUCUACACUUUUGAACGAAGCCCUUUCUUUGGUUAAUUUUUAUUCACAAAUCAUUGUUUGAAUACAUCUUGACGGCAAUUGGAUUCCAAACUUUUUGAAGUCAAACAAAACGUCACGUAUAAUCUUAUACCUCUUUAUUGUCAGCUCCUGUAUCGAUAUUACGUUGUGGUCUUUUUCUUCUGUUCCUAGAUACUUGAAAUACAAUGAGGGAAUUGACUACUG